UUGUUUCUAGUCCCAUCUUGUCUUGUGCCCUUUUCCAAGGUCCGCGUCGAGUACCUUUACUCCAUCGGCCGUCCAGACUGCAGAGACUCGAGAGUAAGGUAUCCACGCCCACAUCCCUCCACGACUCCACGUCCCUUCUUCUUCUUCUUCUUCUUCUCCUCCCCUCUAGAACAUCUCUGCGCAAAGCAACACAACACCAACUGCGGUGCUACAUCAACGUAUUCGAAUCAUCGCACCAAGCCAGUCCUCGCCCGACCCUCCUCCUCCUCCGAAAGCUCUCCAAGACACGUCGAAUCAAGCUUGCGAUCCCACGAUCCUUUCCAAGCUUUCACCCCCCUCUUCCCCCCCGCGCUUGUCCCGCAAUCACCGCCGCCGAGUCCGCAGUCCGACGCUCAAUCUAGGUCCUUUCCGCCCCGACAUACCAGUACCUCUCCUUGGCGACAAGCCUCGGCAUGCACUAUCCAAGGGAAUAACGAUUCUAUGCACCCCCUCUCGGUUCUCAGCCUUGGGAUCUUCGUAGCUGGCUACAUCACCGCUCGAUGGGAUCUGGUCACACGUCUCUAUGAGCUUGCCAUUUUCGCCUGGGACUACGGAGUUAUUACACGCGCCGCCAAAGGUUUCGCGCUCUUGACCUUCGUCUACCUCGUCAUAUUCAUCCCCGUGGAACGAUUGGCCACCAAGGAGGCGAACCUGCGCUCCGACCUGCCUGGCGUCGUCGUGGGAUGGAGGAACUCGAGCCUGGAUGUCUUCGUCGUAGCCAUUCUUGACGAUGUCGAUGCCGGCCAUGUCGAAUUCGCCCUCAAAAUCGGCACCCUCUUCCGAAACUCCCCUCACCCCGUCAAUAGCAUCUACGAACGAUGCGGCCACAAUGCGAUGCACGUCCUCGGUCUGACGAACCCUAGCGAAGCCGUCGUACUCGAUCCCUCCCUCUUCAUCGCGACAACACCAGCCGGCGCAAAAUCGCCCCGAAUCGCGUGCGCAAAGGCUCUCAGCAUACAGAUCAUACUCUACGACCGACCGCGCCCCAGCAGAAUGCAGUACAUCUCGCUGAACCCCAUCUCGCUCGCGCUUGGGAAUAAGGAGGCACCGGGCCUACCGCCGACAGAACACAUGGCUGAAGAAGAGAGGCAGGAGCUGAAGGUGAAGGAGGAAAAGAGAAAGUUGGUGGAAAAGCUUAAACAACACACCAUCAUCAAGCGGUCUCCGUCACCAAAAGAGAGAGCACUACCAAAAACUGUGAAUCAAAUCAACUGGUCGUGGGAGCUGGAGCAGCUGUUGCAGAAGAACAUCUCCCGGAUCGGCACCCGACCCAAGCGAUCUCUCAGCGUCUCGGAGCGAGUGGUGGAGCAUGCGACAUCAAUGCGGAAUUUCGUCUGGGACCUCUUGAUCUUCUACCUGCUUCCGCUGAUACAGUGGGGGUUUGUGUAUAUGCUCAUGGGUCACAGGGCGGUCGCCGAGUUGCUCCUCCAAAUUUUGGAAUUCCGAUUGAGGGACGACUACCUAGCUUUGAAGGACAUAUCGGCAACGGCGCAACAAGUAGAGAUCCGAUUGCAGCAGUUUUGCUACUGGCCCAUGCAGUACACCACUUUGCGACAGCGCAAGAAUGACUGGGAGAGCGUCACGACCAGUCACCCUGACUACAUACGGUUCUACAAUAGCCUAUGGCUCGUCGCCAACGAUGUCAUCAUUGGUAUUGCGUUGGGCUCCUACAUCAUUGACAACGCGGAGUGGGCCGCCAACGCAAUCAGCGAGCUUCUGAGGGUGUACACGGUCGAGGCGCUUCAAAGAAGUAUAUCGUGGCUAAUGGGAUGGCCUGCGGGUUUGAAGCUGAACAGCGAGCUGGCUCUCUUCCUAGGAGAUCUUUUCCUCUGGGUCAUUGACUACUGGUCAAACUGUAUCGCGACGCUUCAGCCGUUAUUGCCACAUAUCAUCUGGUUCAUUGGCUUUUCCAGCUUCGCCGGAGCCAGCAUGCCCAUUGCCAUGUUCUCCGACCUGCUUUCCAGCUUGACCGUCCACAUUUACUCCUUUUAUCUGGCAUCUGCCCGGAUCUACCAUUGGCAGCUCACAAUUCUCAUCUCCCUCUUUCACCUGUUCCGUGGCAAGAAGCACAAUGUCCUCCGCAAUCGUAUCGACUCGUGCGACUACGACCUGGACCAGCUUCUUGUGGGCACCAUCCUCUUCACCCUACUCUUCUUCCUCCUCCCGACCGUGGUGGUGUUCUACUUGAACUUCGCCGUCGCACGAAUGGCGGCAUCCGUUUUGAACUUCGAGAUACCCUUGACUAUAGACUUAAUAAUACUUCCAACGAGCCACCGACCUCCGUCAUCUACCUCAAGGUAUAUCAUUCCUCCCUUGUCACCACCGUGUGUUUAUAGAGAAAUCGCUUCUAACACGCCUCACCAGUCCAUCCCCCUCACCUUCCGCGCCAUGUUCCACCAGUACUUCCAGAUGGGCAACCGCAUCCGCAAGCACUACCUCUCGCCCACGGUGGUACUCUGCCUGGUGACGGGCAAGUUCGUCCCGCCGCUCAACCGCAAGAACCUGUACAGCCUGCAGUACAGCAUGCUCCCCGCGCGCCGCGCGAGCUUCCGCCAGAUGUGGGACGCCAUCACGACGGUGCAGCCCAGCAGGAAGCCCGUGCCGUUUGUGAUGAAUGGGAAAAGGUAUCCCACGGGGAUCGGGGGCGGGGGGAGGACCAGGUAUCAUCACUAG
Messenger RNA from Colletotrichum lupini, 2712 nucleotides. Its product is annotated as N-acetylglucosaminyl transferase component. The transcript has 6 exons. The record is from RefSeq and is a predicted model, not a curated record. The annotation marks the transcript as partial. Gene Ontology annotation, biological process: GPI anchor biosynthetic process. Gene Ontology annotation, cellular component: endoplasmic reticulum; membrane. NCBI's taxonomy places the organism in Eukaryota, Fungi, Ascomycota, Sordariomycetes, Glomerellales, Glomerellaceae.